This is a messenger RNA of Racocetra persica, 276 nucleotides long. The record is from the annotation of a GenBank genome assembly. Lineage: Eukaryota; Fungi; Glomeromycota; Glomeromycetes; Diversisporales; Gigasporaceae.
AAUAAUGAACGAGAAAAAUCUAACACAGAAAAUCUCGGUUAUGAAGAAUCGGUAAUGUAUUUAUUAUGUUAUAAAUGCCAUUCUUGCACUGCCAUUGCACCCAAGAAUAAAAAACAAAGUCUUUACACCACUAUCGCAACCACAGAAACAAAACAAAAACGAGAUCACUGUAACCUCGGAACCUUGCCAUCUUUAAUUAUAAGACAAUCAAUAGCUUACAUGAAUAAAACUCCUAAAUACUCCACGACUGCUUUAAGACAUUUUUCCUUUACUUGA